Molecule: messenger RNA, 2901 nt
Organism: Eubalaena glacialis (North Atlantic right whale)
Lineage: Eukaryota; Metazoa; Chordata; Mammalia; Artiodactyla; Balaenidae
Gene: PPP1R3B
Product: protein phosphatase 1 regulatory subunit 3B
Exons: 3
Coding region: 262-1116 (284 amino acids)
Biological process (GO): regulation of glycogen catabolic process; regulation of glycogen biosynthetic process
Cellular component (GO): protein phosphatase type 1 complex
Molecular function (GO): glycogen binding; protein phosphatase regulator activity; protein phosphatase 1 binding
Source: RefSeq, a predicted model, not a curated record
AUAUUUAUCUCAAAGAUGCUUUGAAUGAUGGUGACAGAAUAGAGGAGUCCAAGUGGCUUCUAGGGCUGUGAAUAAGGGCCCCAUGGUCUGAGUACCAAGGGAAAGAUGCCAACUUUACUCAUACUGUGGCAGCCAAACCUUUUUGGAGGGAAUAAAGAAAUGCCGAAGGGUGUCUGGACUGGGUCCUAUCUGUAGACAUUCAGAUUUAAUUGCUGCGGGGUGCGGCUCAGUCAUCGGGUUCUAGCCUGCUCUAACCCCGUGAUGGCUGUGGACAUUGAGUGCAGGUACAGCUGCAUGGCCCCCUCCUUGCGCAGAGAGCGGUUUGCCUUCCAGAUCUCCCCGAAGCCAAGCAAACCCCUGAGGCCUUGUAUUCAGCUGAGCGGCAAGAAUGAAGCCAGUGGGACGGUGGCCCCGACCGUCCAGGAGAAGAAGGUGAAGAAGCGGGUGUCCUUUGCAGACAACCAAGGGCUGGCCCUGACAAUGGUCAAAGUGUUCUCUGAGUUUGAUGACCCGUUAGAUAUUCCACUGAACAUCACCGAGCUCCUGGACAGCAUUGUGAGUCUGACAACAGCAGAGAGCGAGAGCUUUGUGCUGGAUUUCUCGCAGCCCUCUGCAGACUACCUGGACUUCAGAAAUCGGCUUCGGACCGACCACGUCUGCCUGGAGAACUGCGUCUUGAAGGACAGAGCCAUUGCAGGCACGGUGAAGGUGCAGAACCUCGCAUUCGAGAAGAUGGUGAAAGUCAGAAUGACAUUCGACACCUGGAAAAGCUUCACAGACUUUCCCUGUUGGUACGUGAAGGACACGUACGCAGGUUCAGACAAGGACACGUUCUCCUUUGAAAUCAGCUUGCCUGAAAAAAUUCAGUCUUAUGAGAGGAUGGAGUUUGCCGUGUGCUAUGAGUGCAACGGACAGACGUACUGGGACAGCAAUAAAGGCAAAAACUAUAGGAUCAUCCGGGCAGAGUUGAAAUCCACCCAGGGAACAGCCCAGCCACCAAAUGGACCAGAUUUUGGAAUAGCCUUUGACCAGUUUGGAAGCCCUCGGUGUUCCUAUGGUCUGUUUCCGGAGUGGCCUAGUUAUUUAGGAUACGAGAAGCUCGGGCCCUACUAUUAGUGACGGCCUGGGAUGGAGCCGGGCUGAGUGGGUGCAGACGAGCCGAGCUGCAUCACCCCAGGAUGGAGAUGGAAGCCCAGAGAAAAGCUGAACUGCCAUCAGGCACAGUUUUCAAAAAGAAAGGAUCCUAGUCACUUUUUUUCUUCAAGCAGCCAAGCCAGCCAGGCUUAGAUCACAGAACUGGGUUCACACUCGGAGGAGAUGCGUGUGCCGGUCUGUUUGGCACCCGCGUGGUGGCAACGAGGGUCUGAGCAGGAUGGUGCUGGUAACGGUCUGGACAGGACCCAGGCCUGCAGGCAGCGCUGGCCAGGCCGGAGGAUGGUGGCUCAGUGACCAGGAGCCCCUCUCCCCUCGGGUGUGGGAAGUCAGUCCCCUGGAAAGCCCCCCGCCCCCUCUUCUUGUGGUCUUCCCCGGCCACCCAGGGCCUCCCCGCCUGUUGCAGCUGCCCCGUGUCUACGUGGGCUUCACACUUAUCCCUGUGCAUUUGAUUUUCUUCCACAGUUGAUCUGCAGUUCAGGAAAAGAUAAUAAAGGCAGAUCAGCUCAUGACGGAGACAAGCAUUUCCUUUUUCUGACCCCACUUAGAUAUCCCAGCAGAGGACGACACACCAGCUAUGAAAAGUCAACCGGCUCCUGUGCGGUGUCACCACCCAUGGCAGGCUGAUGCCAGGCAGGACAGUCAGGAGUGGGACACUUUUAGCUCCACCUCUUGGCGCUGGGGGGAGCUUUCUAAGCACACACUCUUACUUACCCUGAGUCACCCGAGGGCUCAAUUACAAGACUUGCUGUAACUUGCCAAGCUGGUUUGCCCGUGUCUCUUUCUUCACAAAAGGAUUUUAGGAUCUCUUUUCCUGGAGAGUCAUCUUUUACGCUGUGCUCAGGACGUUUGGAUUUGCAGAUUAAGUGUAUCCUCGGCACCUUCAGGAAGUGCUUGGUUGUAUCUUGACUGUGAUUUACAACAUCCACGUUGUAAACAGCACCUUACAAGCCCCCACGGACUUUGAUUUGGUUGUUCUUACCUAUGGUGUGUGGGUACGUAAAGGGAUAGGGGAGAAGAACCUCACCGAGUUCUCAGAUGUCGUUUUCGCUGUUUGCCAACUCUGAAAUAUCAGAGAUUAUUUGUGCUUAACCACAUUGGACUAAAGCAUUAAAAGUCUGUUGGUUCAUACUGUUGUGAGACUCCUGGGACUUUCCUUGUCAGAUGGACCCCCAAACCCUGUGAUUUUUCUUGGGCAAAAUUGGUUGGUCCUUGGGGGUGUUUAAAAAUAUUUUUACAUGUGUAUUUGUAGGAGGUUGGGGUCUUUUUCUGUUCUGUUUUUGUUUUUGGAGCUUAGCUAAAUGACUGCCUCAUUUUUCUUUUGCCUGACCUUACUAAAGUGAGGUCUUCCUCAGGGAGGAAGGAAGAGGGAUGCCCCACUGCCUGGAUUUGGGGGCACAGCUCCUGGACUCUGCAAGCAAAGAGUCUUCUUUCGCUUGCAUUAUCCAGAUCAGUUGGAAGAGACCUCCCAGCUUCUGUGGCUUUGUAAAUUAGCAUCAAGCAGGUCUGGAGUGUCUUGGCUCCUAGAGUUUUGUGGUUGGGUUUUUUCUUUUUUGAACUUUAAAAAGUUUUGACUUUUUAAAUGCUCUUAAGUGGUGUUCCACGGAGUUCUUGUUCCUAAAACUGGCUGUGACUAGUCUGCAAUCUACUGCUUUAUUUUUUAUGUCUCUCUAGGUGGGCAGCACUGGGGGUUACAUGAUAAUUUAUGGGACAAUCACAUUUUUUAUUUUAUGCUGACACUGGGCAGAA